CCCCCCAAAAUCUCUGUCACAUUUUCAAAACCACAACACGUCACAGAUUUCGCUUCCAACUUCAACUCUCACAGUUCUCUGCAAGGCCUAGUCCCAGACUCGCAAUUCACGCCCCACCAUUCCUAAUUUCUACAAAAAUCACAGAAUCCUAAACGAUGCCAUUCAUAUCCGAGGCUGCGAGUGCCAUAAAAAGCCGAUUCGGGUUCCAAGACCAGUCUUCGGAGUCGAUGCCGUCGGUUCGGAGCUCUCCUGACCUCUUGAAGUCGGCGUCCCACGAUAAUCUCUUCCAGUCCUCGGCGGUUAGGGUUUUCGGCGAGAGAGAUGAUCUCGGCGCUGGACCGGUGAACCAGAGCUUUGAUUUGAGUGAAGAUCCUUCUUUCUGGAAAGAUCACAAUGUUCAGGUUAUAAUAAGAGUACGUCCUCUGAGUAGUUCCGAGAUAUCACUACAGGGAUAUAGUAGAUGUGUUAGACAAGAUAGCUGCCAGUCAAUUACUUGGACUGGGCAUCCAGAAUCACGUUUUACCUUUGAUGUUGUUGCUGAUGAGAACGUUAGCCAGGAGAAGCUAUUUAAAGUGGCUGGGGUGCCAAUGGUAGAAAAUUGUGUGGGAGGCUACAAUAGCUGCAUGUUUGCCUAUGGCCAAACUGGAAGUGGAAAGACUCACACAAUGCUUGGGGACAUUGAAGGGGGCACCCGACGACAUAGUGUCAAUUGUGGGAUGACACCAAGAGUCUUUGAAUACUUAUUUUCAAGAAUUCAAAAGGAAAAGGAGGCACGAAGGGAAGAAAAGUUAAAAUUUACCUGUAAAUGUUCUUUCUUAGAAAUAUAUAAUGAACAAAUUCUUGAUCUAUUAGAUCCAUCCUCCACCAAUUUACAGAUAAGAGAAGACACCAAGAAAGGGGUUUAUGUGGAUAAUCUCACUGAGGCUGAAGUUACAUGCGCUCGAGAUGUGAUUCAACAACUUGUGCAAGGUGCAGCAAAUAGGAAGGUAGCUGCGACUAAUAUGAAUCAUGCAAGUAGUCGUUCUCAUAGUGUGUUUACAUGUAUCAUUGAAAGUAAGUGGGAAUCCCAGGGCGUAACUCAUCAUCGGUUUGCUCGGCUUAAUCUUGUGGAUUUAGCAGGUUCUGAAAGGCAAAAGAGUUCUGGUGCUGAAGGUGAACGUCUGAAGGAAGCUACAAAUAUCAACAAGUCUCUUUCAACAUUGGGGCUCGUGAUUAUGAACCUUGUGAAUAUAUCUAAUGGAAAGUCACUCCAUGUUCCUUACCGGGAUUCAAAGCUUACAUUUUUGCUUCAGGAUUCACUAGGAGGGAAUUCAAAAACAAUUAUAAUUGCAAAUAUUAGCCCAGCUUGUUGCUGUUCAUUGGAGACUCUAAGCACAUUGAAGUUUGCACAACGUGCUAAAUUCAUCAAGAACCAUGCUAUUGUGAAUGAAGAUGCUUCUGGCGACAUCAUUGCUAUGCGGGUGCAGAUUCAACAGCUUAAGAAAGAAGUAUCUCGUUUGAGAGGUGUAGUCAAUGGGGGAGAAAACCAUGAAAGUGAUGCUUGGACAGUAUCCUUUCCAGGAUCUCCAGGAUCCUUUAAGUGGGAAGGGCUUCAUGGAUCACUCAGUCCACUUGUAUCUGAUAAAAGGGUGUCACAUAAGAAAGAAUAUGAAGUUGCCCUUGUUGGUGCUUUUCGGAGGGAAAAGGAUAAAGAUAUUGCAUUGCAGACAUUGGCUGCUGAAAAUAAGGCAGCUCUGCAGUUGGCCAAACAAAGAGAAGAUGAGAUACAAGGCUUAAAAAUGCGAUUGCGGUUUCGGGAAGCUGGAAUAAAGAGGUUGGAGGCAGUUGCUUCUGGAAAGAUGUCAGCUGAGACACACCUGUUAAAAGAAAAGGAGGAACAUUUGAAGGAAAUAGAGGUCCUACGUGCUCAGGUGGACCGGAACCAGGAAGUGACCAGAUUUGCCAUGGAAAAUUUGAGGCUAAAAGAAGAAAUCAGAAGAUUGAAGUUCUUUUGUGAAGAAGGUGAAUGGGAGAGGAUGAAUGAACAGAUCAUGAUAUUACAGAAUAAGUUGCUAGAAGCACUCGAUUGGAAACUAAUGCAUGAAUCAGAUCCUUCAAUUGUUCAGAAAGGCAAUUCAGAUCUGGCAACUGAUAUGCACAGUGAUGGUAAUCUACUGGUAUCCUCCCAGGAGCCAGGAUCACCUUGGCGUACUUCAAUUAAUGAGGAAAAUGAGUUCCUCCGCAUGCAGGCUAUUCAAAACCAAUCAGAAAUGGACGCACUUCACAAGAAACUAAACUUCUGCUUUGAAGAGAGAGAUAAAUUGGAAAGGCAUGUUAGUGAUUUGGUAACGGAGCUAGAAGCAGAGAGAUCUUCCAAAGCACAGAAGGAAGAAGCACAUAAAUUGCAAAUUGAGCUCCGUUCUCCAACUACCGAUCAGAUGGUCAACACUUUGAAUGACCAGCUAGAGCUCAAGGCAAUGGUUGAUGCCAUUGCAGCUGCAAGCCAAAGAGAAGCAGAAGCUCACGAAACAGCGAUUAUCUUGUCCAAAGAAAAUGAUGAAUUGCGGAUAAAGCUUAAGGUCUUAAUCGAGGAUAACAAUAAACUGAUAGAAAUGUAUGAAGGAGCAGUUUCAGAAAACACCGAUAAAAGUGGGGAUAAAGUUCAGAAUUGUCAAGAAUACAACACUGAUGAUCACAUCAAUAAUUUCGACAGAUUUGCUGAAAAGAAGUUAGGGGUAAAAAUGGAAGGUGAAAACUUAGAACAUCAACUUACUGAAAUGCAUGAAGAGAAUGAGAAAUUAAUGGUUUUGUAUGAGAAAGCCAUGCAAGAGAGGGAUGAAUUUAAAAGAAUGUUUUCUUCUGAAGGAGACAUUGUUCAAACUAAAGGAGAACUUCAUUGCUCCGAAAAGCUUGUUGAAGUGGAUGAAGUGAAAUGUCACAAGGCAAACGAAUAUCUUGUUUCUCGAGAGGCAAAACCUUUAAGAGAGGAAACUCGUUUAUUUGGAUCAUACGUGCAGGAUGGAGGAGAAAGUCUCGAGUUAGAGAGAACUGCUGGAUCUGUUGAAGAAGAAGCUUUAUUGGAGGGAGUGAAUUCCUCAAAAUUAAAUAUACAGGAUAAUUCCUGCCAUUGUUCUGGAAAUUCCCAAGAAAAUAAUUUUCUUGAGUUAGAUGAGCCUCCGAGUCGAGAUGGUGGGUUAACAAAGGAAAUUGGUUUUCUUAGUUUGGACACACAAGAUGGGUCCAUCCCAGAUACAGAGAAUCAGAUUGAUACUGAAAAUGAUUCUAUCAUGGAAAACAACUCAUUGAAUCUCACUAUGGUAAAGGUUUCUGAAGAUUUGGAUUUGGUUAGAAUGAAGCUGCACAGAGCACAAGAGAAGCUUUUAAAUUCUGUUGAAACUGUCAGUUUAUUUGGGUCGCUUGAGAAGGCAAUCACUGAGGUUGAUACUCUCGAGAGAAAAAUUCAAGCAGUGGAAGUUGCCAUUCAGAUGAAGCAGCAAGAGUAUGCGUGCCUCAAACUCCUUUCUUGUGAGAUAGACGAAAGACGAGCUCUAAUUGAUAGAAAAUUAAUGGCUCUCAAAUACUCAUUAUCAAACUUUUCUUCGUCAGUUGGUUAUUUUGAACAGCGGGAAGUUCAAGCAAGGGUAAGGUUCAAUGCUUCAUUGUCUUACGUGGAUCGAAAGAAAGAGGAACUAGCCUGCCUUGAAGCCUGUAAGAAUGAAAUUGAGGGUGGUCAGAGAAAAUUUCAACGACUUGAAGUUGAAAUAACAAACAACAUUGCACAAUUGAUUUCAAAAAUGGAGGAAGAAAAUCAAAGGCUAGAGAAUGAAAAGGUUCUUUUUGCCAUCGAUAAUCUUGAGAAAAAAGACAUUCACCCUUCCCAAAGAAUUUGGCAUUUGAGUGGUAAAGCCACUGAGUUACUCAAGUCUGAGGAAGAGAAAACCAAGACACAAACCGAGAUCAAGCAAGCACGAGAAAAGCUUGUAAUCCUGAGAAAGGAAAGUGAAGAUUUGAAAAAGAAAAUUUUGAAGGUGGAGAAUGAAAUGCAAAUUGUUCAAACAGAGAUACAAAAAGGAUUGAAGUCCGUGGAGGAGAUGGAGCACAAGAUUCAAUCUGUCGUUCAAGACAAAGAGACGAUAUUGGAGAUGAAAGAGAAUGGAAGCAUCGAAGUUGAAAAUAUGAUUCUUGAAUACCACCAACAUACAUUUGAAGCAGAGUUGAAGGAGGAAGAGAUGAAGAUCUUGGACGAAGAAUUGCAUAUUGAAUUUGACCGAGUAAGAGAGUUGCAGAAAGCGAAAGUUGCAGCAAUUGAGAAAAAGAGCCAACUAUUGGGAGUCAUAAGGUGUGAUUCAUGCUUGGAAGAGAUCCAAGAUAUUAGAUUGUCAGUUAUGGAGUUGUUGGAGUCAUUGUUUUGAGACGACAGUUAAAUAAGUCUUUUGUUUAACUGUCACCACACUAUGAACACUAUGUUGUUAAGAUUGACAGUGAUUUAUGAGCUUUAAUUAAUGCAAUCUCAUUCGUGCAAUCUCCUUAAUUUA
Messenger RNA from Camellia sinensis, 4514 nucleotides. RefSeq names its product kinesin-like protein KIN-12E. Gene Ontology annotation, biological process: microtubule-based movement. Gene Ontology annotation, molecular function: microtubule binding; ATP binding; microtubule motor activity. The record is from RefSeq and is a predicted model, not a curated record. NCBI's taxonomy places the organism in Eukaryota, Viridiplantae, Streptophyta, Magnoliopsida, Ericales, Theaceae.